UUGUGCCUGGGAACAAAUAUUUUUAGGUUCUAGUUUUGAAUCACAUUGUUUCACGCACAAGGCUGGAAGUCUACACAAAUCCGAGGACAUGGAGACUGCUGUGAUCAAUCUGCACAGCAUUUUUAAUAGCCUGCAGGCACAAUUUGAUGUUCUCAAUGAAAGCAUUGAGCCCCAGUUCAUUCAGAUGGCCUUGAACUUUGAGGACAGCCGUCGUAAAUGGCUGAGACGCGAGCAGGAGCUAAAUGCAUGUAAGGAGGUGCUCACCAAGGCCGAGACGGAGCGAGGAGCUCUGGAGAUCAAGCUGAAGCAUGCCCGCAACCAAGUAGAUGUGGAGAUCCGUCGGAGACAGAAAGCUGAGGCUGACUGUGCCAAACUGGACCGUCAGAUCCAGCUCAUCCGGGAGCUGUUGGUGUCUGAAGGUUCCAGUAACAGCAUCCAGUUAAAUGAGGAGCAGCGGUCAGCUCUGGCCUUUCUGAAUGCCCGUUCCCAGAAUCCUGCAAACCUCAACACUAGCCGACGACUGACCACUAUUGAUGAAUCAGCCUCUAUCUUGUCAGACAUCAGUUAUGAUAAAACGGAUGAUUCUUUGGACUGGGACUCUUCUGCAAUCAGGACUGUUCGUCUCAAGAAACGGCAAAAGAGACGCUCCUCCCGAAACCACACAGAUGGUCCCCCUGCCGCUGCCAAGAGGUCCCGUUCCACUGGCCGCACCUCUGAGAAAGGUAAUGAGUCUCUGGUGGCUAAGACCACCGUGACUGUGCCCACUAAUGGCGGACCCAUUGAAGCUGUCACCACAGUGGAGGCUGUUCCUUACUGGACCCGGAGCCGCCGAAAAACUGCUGCUCUGGAGUGGGACACUGCUGACACAGACUCUGUUCAGUCUAUGGAUGUGUUCAAGCAGCCCAGUCAACCCAAUGGAGAGACCAAGGCAGGGCCCAGCACUCCCCAGGGCAACGGAGGUGUCCGUCUGCAUGAAUUUGUCUCCAAAACGGUGAUCAAGCCAGAGUCUUGUGUGCCAUGUGGUAAGAGGAUCAAAUUUGGGAAGAUCUCUCUGAAGUGCAGGGACUGCCGUGUGGUGGCCCACCCUGAGUGCCGUGAGCGCUGCCCUCUGCCCUGCAUUCCAAACAUGACUGGGACUCCAGUGAAAUUCGAGGAGGGCAUCCUAGCAAAUUAUGUGUCCACCUCCUCUCCCAUGAUUCCUUCGCUAGUAGUGCACUGUGUUAAUGAGAUUGAGCAGAGAGGCCUACAUGAGACCGGUCUGUAUCGGGUGUCUGGCUCUGAUCGAGUGGUCAAGGACCUGAAAGAGAAGUUCCUGCGUGGGAAGACUGUUCCCUUGCUCAGCAAGGUGGACGAUAUCCAUGCCAUCACUGGCCUCCUCAAGGACUUCCUGAGGAACCUCAAAGAACCCCUGCUGACCUUCCGCCUCAAUCGUGCCUUCAUGGAUGCUGCUGAGCUCUCCGAUGAAGACAACAGCGUCGCCUUGAUGUAUCAGAACAUCAGUGAUCUUCCACAGCCCAACAGAGACACUCUGGCCUUCCUCAUCAUCCAUUUGCAGAGGGUGGCCCAGAGCAAAGAUACAAAGAUGGACAUAACCAAUCUGGCUCGUGUAUUUGGGCCCACAAUUGUGGGUCAUACCGUGCCUGACCCAGAUCCAAUGACCAUUCUGCAGGACACAAAACGGCAGCCAAAAGUGGUUGAGCGUCUCCUGGGUCUGCCUGUGGAGUACUGGAGUCAAUUUAUGAUCAGCAACAAUAACCAGACUCACAAUGAUAACAUGAUCAUUGAGAACGCCAAUGUCCACGCAACUCCUGAUCAGAAAAUUGGACUGUGA
Molecule: messenger RNA, 1831 nt
Organism: Sinocyclocheilus grahami
Lineage: Eukaryota; Metazoa; Chordata; Actinopteri; Cypriniformes; Cyprinidae
Product: rac GTPase-activating protein 1-like
Exons: 16
Coding region: 89-1831 (580 amino acids)
Biological process (GO): mitotic spindle midzone assembly; mitotic cytokinesis; Rho protein signal transduction
Cellular component (GO): midbody; centralspindlin complex; nucleus
Molecular function (GO): GTPase activator activity
Source: RefSeq, a predicted model, not a curated record